Sycon ciliatum is the source of this 1181-nucleotide messenger RNA. RefSeq names its product phosphatidylinositol transfer protein beta isoform-like. Bases 159 to 959 code for a protein of 266 amino acids. The record is from RefSeq and is a predicted model, not a curated record. NCBI's taxonomy places the organism in Eukaryota, Metazoa, Porifera, Calcarea, Leucosolenida, Sycettidae. Gene Ontology annotation, molecular function: phosphatidylinositol binding; phosphatidylcholine binding; phosphatidylinositol transfer activity. The transcript has 10 exons. Gene Ontology annotation, biological process: phospholipid transport. Gene Ontology annotation, cellular component: cytoplasm.
GAUUUGGCGUCGACGGCGAGUCGAGUCUUUGUUCGGGCUUUCUUGCUCGGUUAUCAAGUAUCUAUCAAAGUUUUCCUUUGCCAAGUAAUCUCAGAACCACCGGACUGUGGGUAGGAAAUAAUUUUUAAUUGGGCAGUGUAGCUGCGGCGUCGGCGAAGAUGUUGAUCAAGGAAUACCGAGUUGUACUUCCUCUUACGGUCGAGGAGUACCAAGUUGGCCAGUUGUACUCAGUAGCACAGGCCAGCAAAGACAACACUGGUGGCGGUGAAGGCAUUGAAGUCGUCAAGAACGAGCCGUGCGACCAUGCUGAGUUUGGCAAAGGCCAAUACACGUACAAGAUAUACCAUCUGGAUGGAAAGGUCCCACGAUGGAUUCGCAAGAUCGCACCCAAGGGCUCAUUGGAGAUCCACGAAGAGGCAUGGAACUGCUACCCAUACUGUCGGACAGUUCUCAAAAAUCCCGACUACAUGAAGGACAACUUCUCUCUGAUUGUGGAGACUUGGCAUAAGGAUGGCUGCGCGGAUAUCGACAAUGUACAUAACCUUGACAAGGACAAACUCAAGCAGAGAGAAGUGGUGCUUAUUGACAUCGGUAAUGACCCAAUCGACCCAGCGUCUUACAAAGAAGACGAGGACCCAACCAAGUUCAAGUCCGAGAAGACCGGCCGUGGACCACUCACGGGAAAAUGGCAGGAGAGCGCAUCACCCGUGAUGACCUGCUACAAACUGGUAUCGUUCGAAUUCAAGUGGUUCGGCCUCCAGACUUUCAUGGAGCGCAAGGGCAUUGAGUUCAACAAGAACCUCUUCACAAUGUUUCACCGACAGCUGUUUUGUUGGCUGGACAAGUGGCAUGGUAUGACAAUGGGAGACAUCCGUGAAUUGGAGGAGAAGACGAAGGCAGAGCUUGACGACCAACGGCAAAACGGCGAGGCCAAAUCGACGAUGAAGUUUGGCGAUUAGUUUAUUUCUAUAUUUAUUUAUCGAGGUGAUAGUCGAGUGGCGUUAGUGUGCGUACGUGUGCCUGUGUGCGAGAGAGUGCUUUUAUACACGCAUUUGAGCUAGAUUUGAGCGGGUGUAUGCGGUUAUUUUUUUCCAUUUCUGAUCCGCGUCUCCAGUCCUUUGAGAAACGUGCUGACCUAAAGAUCUUUUCAACUCUUUAGCAAAUUUGCUCCGUGUACAAUA